AUUUUUGCAAGGUCAGCCUCGAAUCCGGAGGGUUGGGAGACAUGUCAACCCUCCAGUGCUGACCAUCUUCUCCUCUCUCUGAAGCUCUCAAGGCGCUGUUUGUAUCGAUGUUUCAAUGAGUUCACGGCUUGUGAAACCGGCAAGAGUCCAUGCUUGGACACUUGCUGACACCUACAGCUUUAUCGCAACAUUCAUACGCCGCCAGCAUACUGACGCCAUCUCAGGCUCGAGAUCUCAACAACCCCCUCAGCAUGCCUCCGCCGCAGCCAGGCAGUCUGAGCGGCGAUAUUUCCAUGAUUACUUCGUAACCCACCUACCGGUCUCCUCUCUCCACCCGGAUUCCCGCGUGUCGGCCGGGCCACCUCACCAUCUUCCUCGCUCAGAGUCCACUCCUCACAUAAGCUCCUCUGAGGGCGCAUCUCCCGCCACCGUCCUGUCGCCUGUCGGCGUAUCGCGGGAAACUACAGUUGUACGCAUUCCCCUCCGGAGCGCGAAACAUCAUUUCGGUGCAUCCGUGUCGCGAGGGUCUCGUCCGACAAAUGAAGAUACAUAUCAAGCAGGUGUCAUUGAACUCCCAGCAUUUGCAAAGCGACCUCCGCUUUCCCUGACAAUUGGCAAGCGGUCCGGAGACAAAGAGUAUGCACAUGUGGAACACCCGGUUGCGGAAAAUGCAAUUGGCGACCCUCAAGUGUUUUACUUCGGCGUGUUCGACGGGCAUGGAGGAACGGUGUGUAGUGAGUUCUUGAGGGAUAGACUACAUGGAUAUAUUCAAGAGACUGCGAUGGCGUUUGAGCUGGGGUCCAGCAUUGGGAAGCAUGCACAGAAAAAAGCGUUGCCUCCCAGGCCUAUCCGGAACAGAGAGGCUUUUCGAGAGAGUCAGAAUGCUUACAGUCAUAGCUUUGAUGACAGAGGGCCAACAUUUGCGUCCUCGAGCCAAGCCCACGGGGGAAAUGCUAUGCUCUCCGGUGAUCUUCCGAUACUGCAACCGGGAAAUAGGUUGGCAAUCGGCAACCUUGAGAAAGCAUUAGUUACCGACUGGAGAACCUUGGUUGGCGGGUAUUUUAGACGCUUUAGGCCUGCUCAUUUCUGCUAUUUCGGGGAGGACGACCUUCACACCGACGGAUUCAAGCCUGGGCGGCACAAUCUCGGACUAGACAUGACUAUGGGCGUGCCUAUUGAAGAGGUGCUAGAAUACGCGUUUUUGAAGGCCGAUUAUGACUUUAUUAGUGCCCAAGCUUUCAAACGGGACGAUGAUUCCGCCCGCGCCGAAAGGCCGUUAAAUGAGCUCGAUAUCCUUCACAAUCCAGGACGACUGAGACAUGCCGUCGUGGGAGGAUCGACUCGGUUCAAGGGUGGAAGCACCUGCAGCAUUGCCAUGAUCUCCACCCCCACACCGGCUCCCUUUUGGCACCCUUCGGCACCAUCGUCAUUGGUGGUAUCACACGUUGGCGACACCCGAAUUUUAUUAUGCUCUACUGCUACGGGUAUCGCUAUUCCACUAACAACAGACCAUCAUCCUUCCUCUCCAGUCGAGAGUAACAGGUUGCGGCGCUAUGCCACCUCACUCGUCACAGACUCUUUUGGAGAAGAGCGCAUUAGCGGGCUGGCGAACAGCAGAGCAUUUGGGGACAUCCAGUCGAAGCGCAUCGGAAUAUCGGCAGAGCCCGAGACCAGGCGGGUCGAAAUGGGGCCCGCGGAGUAUUCGUUCAUAGUCUUGAUGUCUGAUGGAGUGAGCGGCGCUUUGUCAGACCAGGAGAUCGUGGACAUCAUCAAAGAAGCAAGAACGCCAGACGCUGGUGCUCGCGAAGUCGUCAACUUUGCGACCGAGGUAUCGAAAGAUGGCGACAAUGCAACAUGCCUGGUGGUACGAUUGGGAGGUUGGGAACGACGUCUGGAAGGGGGGCUGGGCAGUAUGGGCACAAAAGAGUCGAGAGAUUGGCGGAAACAGGAGGCUUCCGUUCCGCGAGGGCGACGAGCAUGACAAAAGCAGCUUCGCCGUUCAACUUGACCACUUUUCAAAUGGGUUUAUAGAUUUUACCCCAUAUACUCCGUACUUGGAUUGCCAUUACAUUUGUUUUUUUGUUCUUCCGCCAUGCAUACUUACGAAAUGUGUUCAUGAUUAUUUUCUUGAAUGCCUCAUUUUCUUUUCUUUCUUCCUUUUUUUUUUUUUUUUUUUACGUCCUUUUUUUCUGGCUUGGAUCCUGCAAGAUAACUCUUUUUUGUGCACUAUAUUCCUACCAAAAUUUCCUUAUAGACCGGAUACCAUUGUAUGUACAUACAUAAAAUAAUCUUUUAAUGACAAGCAUAAAUUCCGCAGAGGCA
This is a messenger RNA of Coccidioides immitis RS, 2322 nucleotides long. RefSeq names its product protein phosphatase 2c. Gene Ontology annotation, biological process: protein dephosphorylation. Lineage: Eukaryota; Fungi; Ascomycota; Eurotiomycetes; Onygenales; Onygenaceae. Bases 116 to 1981 code for a protein of 621 amino acids. Gene Ontology annotation, molecular function: cation binding; protein serine/threonine phosphatase activity. The record is from RefSeq and is a predicted model, not a curated record. The transcript has 2 exons.